AAUACGGUCUCGUACUUUCAAUUAUCGUCAUGUCUACUUACUUAUAUUUUAUUUUAUUUUAUUUUCUUCCUUGUCAUCUUCUUCAUCAUCAUCUCCUUCCAUCAAUCUUUAUCCUCAUCCUGAAGAUGAUUUAUGAACAGCAGCAGCAACUACAAAAUCAAAUGACGAUCAGGGUGGAUUUCAGGAACAAGGCAAAUAAUACUAGUAGCAGUAAUGAUUCUGUAGAAAAAGAAAAGCUUGAAAUUGUUGAUUUAAGCGGCUUAUCUUUGAUGUCUGUUCCUAAUCCGUCGCUAAAUUUGAUCACUAUUUGUAAACUUGAUCUCUCCAAUAAUAAUCUUCAGAGCAUACCAGAAUCUCUAACGGCUAGAUUGCUAAAUGUUGUGGUAUUGGAUGUGCACUCAAAUCAGCUAAAAUGUAUUCCAAAUUCAAUCGGAUGUUUGUCCAAGCUCAAGAUUCUGAAUGUUGCUGGCAAUUUUCUCGCUUUUCUUCCAAAGAGUAUUGAGAAUUGCAGAAAUUUAGAAGAACUGAAUGCCAACUUCAACAAGUUAAUCACACUGCCGGAGACAAUUGGAUUUGAGCUGGUGAAUCUGAAGAAACUAUCCGUAAACUCAAACAAACUCGUCUUCCUUCCAUAUUCCAUCACUCAUCUCACCAAUCUAAAAGUAUUAGACGCUCGUCUUAACAGCCUAAGAUCCCUGCCCGAAGAUCUCGAAAAUCUUAUAAGCUUACAAGUUCUCAACAUUAGCCAGAAUUUCCAACACCUCGAAACCCUACCGUACUCCAUCGGCCUACUAUUUUCUUUAGUUGAACUUGACCUAAGUUACAACCGAAUCGCUUCGCUGCCCGACUCUAUCGGCUGCCUCAGGAAGCUUCAGAAGCUGAGCGUCGAAGGGAACCCUCUUGUUUCGCCACCGAUGGAGGUGGUGGAGCACGGGUUGCAUGCUGUGAAAGAGUAUCUGAGUGAGAAAAUGAAUGGCGGGCAUAAGAGCCCGCCAAAGAAGAAAUCAUGGGUAGGUAAGUUGGUAAGGUACAGUACUUUUAACGGAAGCAUGAGAAAUAAUAAUAAUCAGAAUAUCGAUGGUAAUGGCGGUGGUAAUAGUCCGACAAGAGACGGGUUUGCCAUGCCGGAAUAUCAGACUAUCGACGCGCUUGCUUCGCCUCGGUAUGUCGGAAUGUUCUCACCUCGCAGGCUUCUCUCGCCUAGAAAUAUUUUCUCAACUAGGUAAGCGUUUAAAUGGUGUAAUAAUGAGCUCUAUGAGUUUUGUGUGGCUAUAAAAUACUUGGCUAGGUGUGGUUUUGUGUAGUUUUGUAUUAUGUAAGAGAUGUUAAAUAUUUAUGUAAUAAUAUGCGUGCAAUACAGAAUGUUUCUCUUGUGAGUUUAAUUAAUGGAGCUUCUAUAUUGUGUUGUAA
Molecule: messenger RNA, 1410 nt
Organism: Mercurialis annua (annual mercury)
Lineage: Eukaryota; Viridiplantae; Streptophyta; Magnoliopsida; Malpighiales; Euphorbiaceae
Product: plant intracellular Ras-group-related LRR protein 6-like
Exons: 4
Coding region: 30-1226 (398 amino acids)
Molecular function (GO): protein binding
Source: RefSeq, a predicted model, not a curated record